CAAGAAUUAUUUUAGGGGUUUCUGGAGGUUUUGGCUCUGAUUUUGGCCGCAACUUAGUGUCUGUGUGAGUCCGAGAGAGAGAGAGAGAGAGAGGGAAAGGAUGUCUUCCUCAUUGCCACUGUUGAUCGCUCUUCUGUUAUUAUUCUUCCAGCUUGGAGCUCGUGUAGAUGCGCUUUAUGGACCUUCAUCUCCUGUAGUUCAAUUAAGUCCUUCCAACUUCAAGAACAAGGUUUUAAACUCAAAUGGAGUUGUUCUGGUUGAGUUCUUUGCGCCAUGGUGUGGCCACUGUCAAGCUCUGACACCCACAUGGGAGAAGGCAGCCACCUUGUUGAAGGGCGUGGCCACUGUAGCAGCUCUUGAUGCUGAUGCACACAAGUCACUUGCUCAGGAGCAUGGUAUACAAGGGUUUCCGACAAUAAAGGCUUUUGUACCUGGAAAGCCUCCAGUAGAUUACCAAGGAGCAAGGGAUGCCAAAGCCAUUGCAGAAUUUGCACUCAAACAGAUUAAGGCUCUUGUGAAGGAACGCUUGAAUGAGAAGCCAGCAGGUGGAUCAAGUGAGAAAUCUGAACCAAGCGCAUCAAUAGAACUGAACUCUCAAAUUUUUGAUGAUAUGGUACUUAAAAGUAAAGAUCUUUGGAUCGUGGAGUUCUUUGCACCCUGGUGUGGACACUGUAAAAAGUUGGCACCUGAGUGGAAGAAAGCUGCAAAUAACUUGAAGGGGAAGGUGAAACUGGGCCAUGUUAAUUGUGAUGAAGAAAAGUCUCUGAUGAGCAGGUUCAAGGUGCAAGGAUUCCCCACCAUCCUGGUAUUUGGUGCUGACAAGGACAUUCCAGUCUCAUAUGAGGGUGCAAGAUCUGCCUCAGCUAUUGAAUCGUUUGCAUUGGAACAGCUGGAAACGAAUGUAGCACCCCCUGAAGUGAAUGAGCUGACUAGUGCUGAUGUAAUGGAAGAGAAAUGUAGUUCAUCUGCCAUCUGCUUUGUUGCUUUCCUCCCUGACAUUUUGGACUCUAAGGCCGAUGGGAGGAACAAGUACCUUGAGCUCCUGCUAUCUGUUGCAGAGAAGUUCAAAAGGAAUCCUUACAGCUUCGUUUGGGCAGCUGCUGGUAAGCAACCAGAACUUGAAAAGCAGGUUGGUGUUGGUGGGUAUGGUUAUCCAGCUUUGGUAGCAUUGAAUGUCAAGAAGCGAGUUUAUACCCCCCUCCGGAGUGCAUUCGAACUUCAGCAAAUCACAGAGUUUGUGAGGGAAGCUGGGUAUGGUGGAAAGGGCAAUCUGCCUCUAGAGAAUUCCCCCGUGAUUGUUAAAACAGAACCGUGGGAUGGCAAAGAUGGAGAAAUCCUUGAAGAGGACGAGUUCUCCCUUGAAGAGCUCAUGGGAGAUGACACUGCACGCAAGGAUGAGUUGUAAAACUUUCUGUAGAGGAGAAGCCUGAGAAAGAAAAAGGAAAAGAAACAAAAUGGCGGGAGUACUGACAGGAACUGUUUUUUGUGUCAUCUAAUUAAUCUGUACUGUCAGGAGUUGCAUCAACAUUUUCCUUUAUGAAAUUGAAUUCUUCUGUAGUGAGCAUUGGUGGUAUUACUGUUUUCCCAUAGUCCAAUUAUCAUGUUCUUUCUA
This is a messenger RNA of Nelumbo nucifera (sacred lotus), 1612 nucleotides long. Its product is annotated as protein disulfide isomerase-like 2-3. Gene Ontology annotation, molecular function: protein-disulfide reductase activity; protein disulfide isomerase activity. Gene Ontology annotation, biological process: response to endoplasmic reticulum stress. Lineage: Eukaryota; Viridiplantae; Streptophyta; Magnoliopsida; Proteales; Nelumbonaceae. The record is from RefSeq and is a predicted model, not a curated record. Gene Ontology annotation, cellular component: endoplasmic reticulum lumen.